This is a messenger RNA of Mercurialis annua (annual mercury), 597 nucleotides long. RefSeq lists its product as uncharacterized. The record is from RefSeq and is a predicted model, not a curated record. The transcript is spliced from 3 exons. Bases 1 to 597 code for a protein of 198 amino acids. Lineage: Eukaryota; Viridiplantae; Streptophyta; Magnoliopsida; Malpighiales; Euphorbiaceae.
AUGAAUUGGAAUUUGUUUGGGGAUAGGAAUACAAAAAUCUUUCAUUCUAUUGCUUCUGUUCACUCCAGGAACAAUUUGAUUACUAAAACUAUGAUUAAUAAUGUCAGUUAUAAAUCCCUAUUUGAUAUCAAGGAGCAUAUUUUUCUUUUUUAUAAAGAUUUGUAUAAAAAGAAUCAGCAGAUCACGUAUUCUCUGGAGGCUUUGGAUUUGUGUCGUUUGUCUGAUUCUCAAGCAGCCUCACUUUCUGCUGGGUUUUCAAAAGAGGAAAUUUGUUUGACAGUCUUGGGUAAUGAUAAUAAUAAAACUCCAGGUAUUAACACGGCUUUUCUGGUGCUUAUUCCUAAAGUUAUAGGGGAAGAUAAUAUAUCUGAUUUCCGACCUAUUAGUAUGAUUAAUGGUAUUUUCAAAUUGAUUUCCAAGAGAUUCAAUUUGUCUUCUCAAAUUGGAUUUCAAAAAACUUUUGAUAGUAUUUCCAGGGACUUUAUUUUGAAGAUGUUAUCCAGAUUGAAUUUUUAUGAUACUUGGAUUAAGUGGAUGUCAUCUUUCUUUAACUCUUCUCAGCUUUCGGUUCUUGUUAAUAGUAGUCCAACUAAUUAG